UUUCUGCUAUAGGUAUCGACUUCUUUCCGAUCGACCAUUUCACCUUCUUAUCUUCUUCUUCUUCUUCCAAUGGCUCUCCCCCUAAUACCCAUCUCACUCGUUAUCAUCCUCUUCAUUGCCUACAAGCUCUACCGACGGCUUAGAUUCAAGCUCCCACCGGGCCCUCGACCGUGGCCGAUCGUCGGCAACCUCUACAACAUAAAGCCAGUGCGAUUCCGGUGCUUUGCCGAGUGGGCAGAGGCCUACGGCCCCGUCAUAUCCGUAUGGUUCGGGUCGACGUUGAACGUGAUCGUGUCGAACUCGGAGUUGGCAAAGGAAGUGCUGAAGGUACAUGACCAGCAGCUGGCUGAUAGGCACAGGAAUAGGUCAACGGCUAGGUUCAGCAGGGAUGGGAAGGACCUCAUCUGGGCGGAUUAUGGACCUCACUAUGUGAAGGUCAGGAAGCUGUGCACCCUUGAGCUUUUCUCGCUCAAGAGGCUUGAGUCUCUUAGACCCAUUAGGGAAGAUGAGGUUACAGCCAUGGUUGAAUCCAUUUUCCAGGACUGCACCCAUCCUGAUAAUUCCGGUAAAAGUUUGCUGGUGAAGAAAUACGUGGGAGCAGUGUCAUUCAACCACAUUACAAGGCUGGCAUUUGGGAAGCGGUUUGUGAACUCAGAGGGGGUAAUGGACGAGCAGGGGUUGGAAUUAAAGGCAAUCGGCGCCAAUGGACUGAAGCUUGGUGCAUCACUUGCCAUGGCAGAGCACAUUCCAUGGCUUCGUUGGAUGUUCCCACUUGAAGAAGAGGCAUUCGCCAAGCACGGUGCAAGGAGGGAUAGACUUACUAGAGUUAUCAUGGAAGAGCACACUCAGGCACGCCUGAAGAGUGGUGGUGCCAAGCAGCAUUUUGUAGAUGCCUUGCUUACAUUGCAGCAAGAAUACGAUCUUAGCGAGGACACCAUCAUUGGACUCCUUUGGGACAUGAUCACUGCAGGCAUGGAUACCAUCGCAAUCUCAGUGGAAUGGGGCAUGGCCGAACUCAUCAAGAACCCAAGGGUGCAACAGAAGGCACAAGAGGAGUUAGACCGUGUCAUUGGGUUCGAACGCAUCGUGACUGAAGCUGAUUUUUCUAUCCUACCUUACCUACAAUGUGUAGCCAAAGAGGCACUUAGAUUGCACCCUCCAACCCCGCUGAUGCUCCCCCACCGAGCUAAUGCCAAUCUCAAAAUUGGUGGCUACGACAUUCCUAAGGGAUCAAAUGUUCUCGUAAAUGUUUGGGCCAUAGCACAUGAUCCAUCGGUGUGGAAGAAUCCGUUCGAGUUCCGCCCAGAGCGGUUCCUUGAGGAGGAUGUUGACAUGAAGGGCCAUGACUUCCGCCUACUUCCAUUUGGGGCUGGCCGGCGAGUGUGCCCUGGUGCUCAACUUGGUAUCAAUUUGGUCACGUCCAUGCUUGCUCACCUAUUGCACCAUUUUGUCUGGACACCACCCGAGGGGAUGAAGGCAGAGGAGAUUGACAUGUCAGAAAACCCUGGAUUGGUCACUUACAUGCGGACCCCGUUACAAGCAGUGGCAAUUCCCAGGUUGCCUUCACACUUGAACAAACGUGUGGCAGUCGACAUAUAAAUUUUGUUCUGUUUGUUGUUAUAUCCUCCUCAGUUCUUUUAGUAUUAUCAAUAAGUUUGAAUGAGAUUGUAGAAGGAUAAAUAUCAUUUGCAUUUAUCUUUAUUUUCCUGUACAAUUAUCGUGCCAGAUUUCAUCUC
Juglans microcarpa x Juglans regia is the source of this 1736-nucleotide messenger RNA. Its product is annotated as cytochrome P450 98A2-like. The record is from RefSeq and is a predicted model, not a curated record. Bases 70 to 1599 code for a protein of 509 amino acids. The transcript has 3 exons. Gene Ontology annotation, molecular function: iron ion binding; oxidoreductase activity, acting on paired donors, with incorporation or reduction of molecular oxygen; heme binding. NCBI's taxonomy places the organism in Eukaryota, Viridiplantae, Streptophyta, Magnoliopsida, Fagales, Juglandaceae.